UUUUAUUUUCCGUUGAAAUAGUUUCUAAAUUGAGCCAUUGAAUAAUUUAUUUUUUGUAAUCCUUUGUCAAAAUUCGAAAUUCUAUGUACAAAUGUCGUUCAACUUCAGCGCCAUGCAGUACGAGCGCGGCUUUCGCGCGAAGAGCGUCAGCAAUUGGGAAUAUCCGCGCUUCUUUGCGCCCCGUCCACGCAGCCUGAAGGGCAACUCGAAGCCCGUUGCCGAGAAGAACGGACAUCUGCUGGCCACAGCCGCCCGUGAGGGCAACUUUCUGGGCCAAUAUCGGGGCACAUAUCACCUGCCGUUGCGUAUCACGCGCAGCUUUGCCAGCUUGUACAAUCGCUGCCUGAGCGGCAGGCACAAGUAUUGGAAAUAUCCGCGCGAUCUGUGCUGUUGCCAGCGCGAGCGACCGCAUCCGUGUGAUCUGCAGAACACGCUGGGCAGAAAGGACGAUCCGGCCUGGCAGCGUCCCACGUGCCAGACCAAGUGUGAGGGCCUCAAGCAGAUGCUGGCCAUCAACGAGCUGCAUCUCAAGUGCAAGCGUACCAAGUGCCAGCCGAGGCCCAAUGAGAAACUGAUACCACGCGUCGGUGACGCCUCGUCACGGUUUCGAAAGAAGCUGCGCAAGCGUCCGGUCACCGCCUUCGAGUACAAUCGUCGGGGCACUGUUGCGCAAGAGGAGCCGACCUCCGAUAAGACCAAAGCGAAACAGAUCACAAAGGAUGCGGCCAAGGCACCGGCCGUAACUUUAAGUCAAACCAAGUCGACGGCCAAGUCAACCACCAAAGCGCCAACCAAAUCAAAGCCAACAUCCAAGUAAUGCUCUUUAAUUGGUUGAAUAACAGUUUCGGGCGAAAGACCUUUCAAUAAAUCCAUUGCACCCAUA
Molecule: messenger RNA, 883 nt
Organism: Drosophila novamexicana
Lineage: Eukaryota; Metazoa; Arthropoda; Insecta; Diptera; Drosophilidae
Product: protein Flattop homolog
Exons: 4
Coding region: 92-817 (241 amino acids)
Biological process (GO): cilium organization
Cellular component (GO): ciliary basal body
Source: RefSeq, a predicted model, not a curated record